Ceratitis capitata (Mediterranean fruit fly) is the source of this 575-nucleotide messenger RNA. RefSeq lists its product as uncharacterized. The record is from RefSeq and is a predicted model, not a curated record. The coding region runs from base 111 to 263 and encodes 50 amino acids. The transcript is spliced from 2 exons. Lineage: Eukaryota; Metazoa; Arthropoda; Insecta; Diptera; Tephritidae.
AUCACUGUAGAAAACAGCUGAUUAUUUUGACAGCAUGCCAUUUUAUUGACAUUCUAUUUUUCUGUUUUCCAUUAUAUCUGUAGCGCAAGUCGCAAAUUAUUAAGUGUGUUAUGACUGUAGCUCGCUUGGCAAGGAAGUACGGAGCGGUUAUAUUCUUCCCCACAUUCACAGUAACAACGAUCCUAGCUGAUUGGACACAUACACGUGCUUGGAAAGAAGAGAAGCGUCAAUUGGCAAAGAAUAAAGAAUUGUUAACUGAUUAAUAUACCACUCGGGGACUAUACAACCAAUAACAACAUGAUUGGAUUGGAUAAACGUUAUGUUUGGGCUGUAUUGCCCUUCAUUGGUUUUGCAAUUGGCCACUUUUUAGAUAAAAAGGAAACCGAACGCAUGACAUUGUUUCGUGAUAAAAGUGCGCUUUAUGCUCGGCCCGCUGGUUCCGAGGGUAAGCCUCCUUCUUGGUAAGGAGUGAUAUACGUUGCUUUUAUAAGUAAAAAAUUGUCUACUUUAAGUACCCUUCUGAAAAUGUGAAAUAAUAUCGCUUGUGUUUGUAAUAAAUACGCAAAUGGUUUAAA